GGAGCGGGGCUGCCCGGCGCUGCAGCGGGCGGAGCCGGGGCUCGGCGGGGCCGCGCCCGCCCCCGCCUCCUGGUUGAGCCCAUCCGUGCCGAACCGAACCGAACCGUUCCGAGCCGAACCGAGCCGUGCCGGGCGCUCCCGGCCGUGCCGAGCCCAACCGCACCGGGCGGCCCCGGCGGUACCGGCGGCACCGGCGGCACCGGGCCCCGGCGCUCUCCGCGGUGCUGAACGGCGCCCGCAGGACGCGCCGCCGGCGGGGCCCAAGCCCGGCCCGGAGCGGAGCGGCGGCCGCGGGGGAUGGAGCCCUUCCUGGGCUGCACCGGCGCCGCGCUCCUGCUCUGCUUCAGCUACGCCGGUCUGCGCCCGGUGGAGGCAGACAGCCCAUCAGCUCCAGUAAAUGUCACAGUCAGACACCUGAAAGCCAACUCAGCCGUUGUGACUUGGGAUGUUCUGGAAGAUGAAGUUGUCAUUGGAUUUGCGAUUUCCCAGCAGCAGCGCUUCAUGUGUUGGUAGCUGCAGAGAGGAACGGGUCCGAUGGUCUCCACGUCCCUGGUGGACAGGGCAGGAAGCAGUGGUCUUACAGCAGCAGUGCACAGGGGAGGCCUCUCCACCACUCUCUGCUCUCCUCUCUCGGCUUCCAGAAGAAGGACGUGCGGAUGCUGCGCUUCAUCCAGGAGGUGAACACCACCACCCGCUCCUGUGCCCUCUGGGACCUAGAGGAGGACACCGAGUACAUUGUGCAUGUCCAGGCCAUCAGCAUCCAAGGCCAGAGCCCUGCCAGUGAGCCAGUCCUCUUCAAGACCCCCAGGGAAGCUGAGAAACUAGCCUCUAAAAAUAAAGAUGAGGUGACAAUGAAGGAGAUGGCAAAGAAAAACCAGCAGCUGCGAGCGGGGGAAGUUCUCAUCAUUGUUGUGGUGUUGUUUAUGUGGGCAGGGGUGAUCGCCCUGUUCUGCAGACAGUACGACAUCAUCAAAGACAACGAGCCAAAUAACAGCAAGGAGAAGGUGAAGAACACCUCGGAGAACAGCACCCCCGAGCACCAGAGCGGAGGGCUCCUGCGCAGCAAGUUUCCAAAAAACAAGCCCUCAGUGAAUAUCAUUGAAGCAUGACAGCCUGCCAUCUGAUAGAUGGACUCCAUUCCUCACUCUCACUUCCUGCCUCUGAGCCUUGAUGACUAGGGAGGUGAAAUAUUGUUGGAGCAAUUUGGAAAGAGACCUUAGUGAUUGUCACUUGCUGGCAUACACCUCCUCGUCUCUGUCCUGCAAAACAUCUGGCCAGAAAGAAAAAUCCUGGGGAAAACAAAAAAACCAACCAACAACCAAAAACCUGAAACCCCAAAAUGAAGAUGGAAAAGCAUCAGUGAGACAACUGCUGCCAGUGAUCCCACCCGGAGUCAUGAAUCACCUGGGCUGGACAACUCACGCACGUCUCUCUCCACCCUCACACUCCAUCUUCUCGAAGAGUUUUCCUGUCUUUGGAAGUGUACAAGGGUUUGUUGUAUCUUUAUUUUGUCUCACCGUCACUACAUCUUGACAGUACUGAGGUGAGCUCAGGCAUCAGUCACUGUCACUCCAAGUGAGAAAGGAGAAAAGCUCAUCACAGACACAAUGAGCAACCAGAUUGCUGCUGCUGUGUGCUCUUGGCUUGCUUUGUUCCGUGGAUGUGUGUUGUGUAGCACGUCUUGCAAGUGGGUUUUUCAAAGAAACCCAGAAAAAAAGGCAUAUCCCAGUUUCCAUCCCCACUGCAGAGGCUUUCCUGGUGUUCUCCACCAGUUAGGCUGCAGCACAUUUCCACUGUUGCUGUCCCUCCUAUCUCACACUGGUGCUCUUCAUCUCAAACCAUCAGGGCACGUCGAGCACUGAGGCACAGACCAAGAUGAGGGGACAUCACCAGCCACCAGAAGGAUAAUUUCAACCAUUUUCUCCAUGGUAUUUUCAGCUGGGCCCAAGUCCACCCCCAGUGUGAGAGAAGGUCCAUUAAAAUGUAGCCAGUCAGCAAAAAAAACAAAAGACAAACCUCCUGAUACCGGUUGCUAUGCAAGGUCUCCACUGGCAACAGCUAUUUACUGCUAAAGGCUCUUGCCCAAGGGACCUUUUUCUGAGGGCUUAAGUUCUUAAAUUGCUUCUUUUAGUAGGGUUCCUGUGGGAAGGUCUGCUUCUGCUUACACGUCCUGUCUGCACUGCUCCUGUGACACUGUAAUGCAGGGAUCUGCUGGAGGCAGCCCUCCAGCAAAAGGUGGACAAGGAAGGGGAAGGAGGCUGGAGUUCUCUUCUCUCUUAUGAAGUGCUUGAUGUUUGUAAGCUGACAGGAUCCCCGGGACUGCUGGUGCUCUGGAAGCUGGUAGAGGCAAGUCCAUCACAUGGAAAAGAUUUAUUCUUUGUAGUGUGCCAUGGGGUAUCUGUAUUUAAUUACUCCACAAGACCACUCCAUAUGCACUAGGGGAUGAGGCAAGAAUCUACUUGUUCCAUCAGAUACCAGGGUGGCCUGAGCAGGGAUCAAACCUCUUACAAACCUGCACUCAGAUGAGCCUGGCUUCAAAGUCCCUGCAAAGAAACAGGCUGGCAGGAAGAGUUCAGCCAUCUCUCCUCUUCUACUGUCACCAGCCUUUCCAAAAGAGCCAGUUUGAGAGAAAGGCACUAGGAAGUCCACAUGCAGAUGUGGUGGUGAACAAGUAAAGGCUUCGUGGUGCCAGUUUCCAAAGGCAGGCCAACCCCAAAGGUCUCUUCAGUGGAUCCUUUGCCAGAACAUACUCCUCCAUCACCAAGAGGGAGAGGUCACCACCUCCGAUACAGACAGAGCAAUAAACAUUUUAUAAUGUACAAUAAAAAGAUUAAAGGCAUCUCGUGUCCUUGUAA
Strigops habroptila (Kakapo) is the source of this 2855-nucleotide messenger RNA. RefSeq names its product fibronectin type III domain containing 5 (gene FNDC5). The transcript is spliced from 6 exons. The record is from RefSeq and is a predicted model, not a curated record. Gene Ontology annotation, molecular function: protein binding. Gene Ontology annotation, biological process: positive regulation of brown fat cell differentiation. Bases 657 to 1109 code for a protein of 150 amino acids. Lineage: Eukaryota; Metazoa; Chordata; Aves; Psittaciformes; Psittacidae.